AUGGUGUCAUGCAGUCAUGGCUAUUUCUAUCCUCAGCACCACUUGAUCUACAGAGAAGAGCUGAAAAAAGAUGGUGAGAAGGAAGUUGUUUGCUCGUGGAGGGGGUGCCACAAACCAAUAUGGGGUUCCCUCCACAAUUGCGUCGAAUGUGGUAACCGCCCUGUUCACAAGGACGCAUCGUCCAAAAAUCAUUGCUUGGACUUCACUGAAAAGUUGGAAAAUGAAGUUGUUUGCUACGGGUGCAACGAACCAGUAUUGGGUCCCGCCUACAAAUGCUCUAUCUCCUCCGAAUGCAGCUUUUCCAUUCACAAAUCUUGCGCCGAUUUAUCUCCGAAGAUGAAUCACCCUCUGCACCCAGACCACGCCCUUUCUUUCCGGUUGUGGCAUAAUGAACGUUGUGAUGCUUGUUAUAAAUCUCACGAUCACUCUUUCUUUUACUAUUGUAAUUCGUGUGAUUUUCAACUCGACAUCAAAUGUGCUAAUCGCAAUCCUAAUGACGGUCACCAACACGAAUUCUCCCUCCUUUUGAGGCGGAUCCGGUUCAAUUGUGAUGCUUGUGGACAGGAAGUCAAUAACAUGGCCAAAAUAUGCAAUAUCUGCAAACUCUUGGUUCACAUCAAAUGUGCUGCAAUUCCACGCAAGGUCAAAAUUAAGCUGCACAGUCAUUUCCUUAACCUCAUUUAUUCUCCUCAUGAAAUCAAUAACCGUGAUAACAUGUUCUGUAGAAUCUGUGGUGACAAGGUCAAUAAGGAGUAUGCAGCUUACUCUUGUCAACAAUGUAGUUAUAUUUUACAUACGGAAUGCCUAAGACAUUUUAGGGAUCGCUACAGGGAGUGGUCUGCAACUAGUGAGUCGAUGCCCAACGAAUAUGUUGGCCAUACAACUCAUUUGAUCAAGGCGCUCGAUCAAGCAAAGGACAAAGGACCUCACCUUGGGGAGAUCCAACAUUUUAGCCAUGAAGAUCAUAAGUUAAUCCUCUGUGAUGAUGAGAUCAAGGAUGAUAAGCUUUGUCAAGGGUGUACAGAGCUCAUAAUUUCAGUCCCUUUUUACAGCUGUGCGCAAUGCAACUUCUUUCUUCACACUCGAUGUACUAAACUUCCCAGAACGAUUAAGCAACACCGACUUAGCAACUUUCAUACGCUCACCCUUCUCCCACAGGCACCUACCAAGAGUGCUGUGUUCUUUUGUAAUAUUUGUUCUCGUCAUCAUCGUGGUUUCACCUACAAUAAUCCUCAAUAUAGUUCGCCUUGGAGAUUCAUUGACGUUCAAUGUGGUUCAAUUCCUGAAACACUUGAACACGAAGGUCAUGAGCAUCCCUUUUGCCUUGCUCAAGAUUCUAAGAAUAGAAAAUGCAAAGUUUGUCCUAAGGACAACAAGGACCAUGCAUUCGUAUGCAACGGUUGCGAUUUCAUCUUGGGAAUUAGAUGUGCAAAUCUUCCACUGGUAGCGAGGCACAAAUAUGAUACACAUCUCCUCAAGCUUACCUACGCUGCUGAAGACAAUUCCAGAGAAUAUUAUUGUCUAGUUUGUGAAAAAAAAAAGAAAUCCGAACCAUUGGUUCUAUUACUGUGA
Molecule: messenger RNA, 1572 nt
Organism: Corylus avellana
Lineage: Eukaryota; Viridiplantae; Streptophyta; Magnoliopsida; Fagales; Betulaceae
Source: RefSeq, a predicted model, not a curated record